Molecule: messenger RNA, 1639 nt
Organism: Vitis vinifera (wine grape)
Lineage: Eukaryota; Viridiplantae; Streptophyta; Magnoliopsida; Vitales; Vitaceae
Product: transcription factor bHLH30
Exons: 2
Coding region: 538-1317 (259 amino acids)
Biological process (GO): regulation of DNA-templated transcription
Molecular function (GO): protein dimerization activity; DNA-binding transcription factor activity
Source: RefSeq, a predicted model, not a curated record
GACAUGAUUGGUUGCAAUUUUGUGAGCCUUUUUAAUAAUACAUGAUUUUUCAUUAAUACAUCAAUUAUUUGGCUCUGAGUCUGAGAUUCACAGUUCUUAGUCUUAUCUUGUCAGUGUGUUUGCUUUUUAAAGUCUCAAUCUCAGACAGACCUGACCCAGCACCCUUGAAUCCUUGCCUUACUAAAGUACUCUCUGAACUCCCACUCUGAACUCUCCUCACCUUUCCGCAGUAUGGACAUCACCAGAUUCCAAGCCUUCCAUUUCUGACUUCUGCCUCGUUUAAUUGUUGUAUUGUUUAUGCUUCCCAAAAACAAUGUGUGAACCCCAAUACCCCAUGUUAACAACGCCUACUGUUGCAUCUUUUCACAUUGAUUCACUUCAAGAACCGCCUCCCUCUUCUUUGUUUAACAGAAACAACUACACCCAUUUGGAGAUUGCCGAAACUAUGCAGCCCCAUUUCAGGGUGGUUUCUGAAUUGCACUGAUUGCCUCUUUUCCUGUGCCGUCUUGUUUGGUGGUUCUAACUUUUAAGGCGUUAAUGGAGGGGUUUUCUACGGAUUUCCCGGGGUUCUCUGAUGGGUUUUCAGAGAAUUCGGGGUAUGGGGCGAUAAUUAGAGGUGGGUCAUCGUCGUCGUCGUUGUUGGUGUUGGAUAGUGAGAGAGGAGAGCUUGUGAGGGCUCCAGCGAGGUUGGGGCCAAAUGAGGUGAAGGCGGAGAAGGCUAUGGUGGCUCUGAAAAAUCAUAGUGAGGCGGAGAGGAGGCGGAGAGGGAGGAUUAAUGCUCAUCUAGCCACGCUCCGGGGCAUAAUCCCGGGUACAAAGAAGAUGGACAAGGCAUCUUUGCUUGGUGAAGUUGUUAGCCACUUGAAGGAACUGAAGAGGUCUGCAGCAGAAAUUAGUAAAGGCUUUCUUGUUCCAAUGGAUAUCGAUGAAGUAAGGGUUGAGCAACAAGAGGGUGGUUUAGAUGAGGCCCCGUAUUCUAUCAAGGCAUCUCUAUGUUGUGAUUAUAAACCUGGUGUUUUAUCAGAUUUAAGACGAGCACUUGACACUGUCCAUCUGAAAACAGUUAGGGCAGAGAUUGCGACCCUUGGAGGUAGGAUGAAGAAUGUUUUUGUGAUGACUGGCUGUAAAGAUGGCAACCUUGAAGAUACUGAAACGAGGAAGCUUCAUGCAAACUCUGUUCAUCAGGCCCUCAGGUCUGUGCUUGAUAAAUUUCCUGCUUCACAGGAUUUCUCAUCAAGAAGCACGUCUUCGAACAAGAGGCAAAGGAUUUCUAUUUUCAAUUCUUCGAGCUCAUCUCCAUUUGGAGACUUCUGGUGAGACGAAUGAUUUCUUGAUUAUAAUUUGCAUCUUUCUUUGCGUUGUUUUCCUAUGUCCAUAUGCAUUGGCUGGCAUUCAGGUUGGUAUACAGGGAUUGGUAGCAUGUAAUUCUUCACUAUAGACACAAGAGGAUGUGUACAAAUGUCAUAUGCCUGUUUCUUAGAUGGCUGAAUGUGAUAUACUUGGAUGUAAUAUGAGUUAUAGAAUGUAACAGAGGUACCUUGUUGUAAUUGGAGUUGAAAAGUUCUUCUCUGAUGCCCAAGAACUAAUUAGUCAAUUUAUGAAAGACAUUUUCCAAUCUUGUGGUUGGCUUGAUGAUAAA